This is a messenger RNA of Coregonus clupeaformis (lake whitefish), 2642 nucleotides long. It is a transcript of the gene maoa, whose product is annotated as monoamine oxidase. The record is from RefSeq and is a predicted model, not a curated record. Lineage: Eukaryota; Metazoa; Chordata; Actinopteri; Salmoniformes; Salmonidae. Gene Ontology annotation, molecular function: oxidoreductase activity. The coding region runs from base 92 to 1663 and encodes 523 amino acids. The transcript is spliced from 15 exons.
CGUUCAGCACCGAGCGAGGCGAGCGAACGGCAGUCAGCAGACGUAAAGAGAACGAGAGAGAGAGUGGUAGAGAGAGCUGCAAAACAACACCAUGACAGCACCGAACACGUACGACGUUAUAGUGAUCGGAGGAGGAAUAUCAGGGCUGACUGCAGCUAAGCUGUUGAAGGAGAAAGGGCUGUGUCCUGUGGUUCUGGAAGCUAGAGAUCGGGUUGGUGGACGGACCUUCACCAUACAGAAUGAGCAGACUAAGUAUGUUGACCUGGGUGGGGCCUACAUCGGGCCUACACAGAAUCGGAUCCUCCGAUUGGCUAAAGAGUACGGAGUCGAGACCUACAAAGUCAACGAGGAGGAGAGGCUGGUGCAUUAUGUAAAGGGAAAGUCAUACCCAUUCAGAGGCUCCUUCCCCCCCAUGUGGAACCCGUUUGCCCUUAUGGACUACAACAACCUGUGGAGGAAGAUGGAUGAGAUGGGCAGCGAGAUCCCCAGAGAGGCUCCAUGGAGGGCUCCCCAUGCUGAGGAGUGGGACAAGAUGACCAUGAAGCAGCUCUUUGACAAUAUCUGCUGGACCAGUUCUGCGAGGCGGUUUGCCACGCUGUUUGUGAACGUGAACGUGACCUCUGAACCCCACGAGGUGUCAGCCCUAUGGUUCCUCUGGUACGUCAAGCAGUGUGGAGGGACCAUGAGGAUUUUCUCCACCACCAACGGAGGACAGGAGAGGAAGUUUGUGGGCGGUUCCAGCCAGAUCAGUGAGUGUAUGGCCAAGGAGCUGGGUGAGCGAGUCAAGAUGGAGUCUCCCAUCUACAGGAUCGACCAGACAGGGGACAUGGUCGAGGUCGAGACUCUCAACAAGGAAACAUACAAGGCCAAGUAUGUGAUUGUGGCGACCCCCCCUGGUCUGAACCUGAAGAUGCACUUUAACCCCGAGCUGCCCCCCCUCAGAAACCAGCUGAUCCACAGGGUCCCCAUGGGCUCUGUCAUCAAGUGUAUGGUCUACUACAGAGAUAACUUCUGGAGGAAGAAAGGGUACUGUGGCACUAUGGUGAUCGAGGAGGAAGAGGCCCCCAUCAGCCUUACUCUGGACGACACAAAGCCUGAUGGGACUGUGCCCGCCAUUAUGGGCUUCAUCCUGGCCCGCAAGUGUAGGAAGCUAUGUGGACUGACCAGAGAGGAGAGGAAGAAGAGGAUCUGUGAGAUCUACUCCAGAGUGCUGGGCUCAGAGGAAGCUCUGCAUCCUGUGCACUAUGAGGAGAAGAACUGGUGUGAGGAGGAGUAUUCUGGAGGCUGCUACACUGCUUACUUCCCCCCUGGUAUACUCACCCAGUACGGCAAGGUUCUCAGGGAGCCAGUAGGCAGACUGUACUUUGCAGGCACAGAGACAGCUACUGAAUGGAGUGGCUACAUGGAGGGGGCUGUACAGGCAGGGGAGAGGGCCGCAAGAGAGGUCAUGUGUGUGAUGGGCAGGAUUCCUCAGAGUCAGAUCUGGCAAACAGAGCCUGAGUCAGUGGAAGUCCCAGCACUCCCAUUCGUUACCACCUUCUGGGAGCGGAACCUUCCGUCGGUGGGUGGGUUCAUCAACUUCCUGGGCAUAGCCUCUGUCCUGUCUGUUGCCACGGCAGCAGGACUUUUGGCCUAUAAGAAGGGGCUUCUCACCCGGAGCUAAACCUAAACCCCUCCCAACUCCCUCAUCCUUCUCUCCUGCAUCUCUACAGAGCAAUUCUCCAAUGGCACCCUAUUCCCUUUACAGUGCACUUCUUUUGACCAGAGCUAGAGUAGUGCACUACUUUUGACCACAUAUGGCUCUGGUCUAAAGUAAUGCACUAUAUAGGGAACAGGGUGUGUGUCAUAGGCCUUGGUAAAGACUGUUCAACUCUGUCAUUCGCUACUGUACCAUCGCCCCCAUCCAUUGUUCUAAAACGAGUGUAAACAGUCUCCCAACAGACCAUCUCUCAAGACCAACUCACGCUAAUGUUGUCUGUUCUGCUAAGAUUUGUGUCUUUGACACCUUAGAAUUGUGGCCCUGUGUAGCUCAGUUGGUAGAGCAUGGCGCUUGCAACGCCAGGGUUGUGGGUUCGUUUCCCACGGGGGGCCAGUAUGAAAAAAAAUUAUUGAUGGAAGAUAUGAGUGGAUAGAGUGAGAGGAAGAGAGAGGGGGAGAGAGCGAGCGAGAGAGAGAUAGAGCAAAAUAAACCAAAAUAAGUCUGAGAUUCAGACUCUCAAACCAAUGAAGGAUGACAACUAAAUCAGAGUUAUUGAAAAAGAAAACAGUAGCUUUCCCAAUGACCGUUAUCUUUCCAGAAAUUGCCAAUAAAUUCAUAAAUCUGCGUUGACUGUUUGAGAAUAGUCAAAACUAAUUUCUCUGUGUGUGUGUGUUAAUUACCGCUGCUGAUUUUAGGUGCUGACUGAUCUGAUCUCUGAUGGCAUAGAAGCUGUAACCAGCUCUAAGAUGACAUUUAGUAACGUUAUAAUAACAGUUUAGUAACCUCAUAAUAGUGUCAGAAUACCUGUGUUAUUAAUGUAACCAGAAUCCUGCAUCUAGAGAUGUUGUGUCUCCACCAAGCUGCUCUUAAUAGUCAUGGUAUGCCUUGUAUAGAGAAUGGAAGUAUUUGAAUGUAUUUCCUCCACAUUACAUGAUUUCUGUCA